Molecule: messenger RNA, 4444 nt
Organism: Cryptococcus deneoformans JEC21
Lineage: Eukaryota; Fungi; Basidiomycota; Tremellomycetes; Tremellales; Cryptococcaceae
Exons: 7
Coding region: 461-4327 (1288 amino acids)
Source: RefSeq, a predicted model, not a curated record
AACGCCCACAGCGCCUCCCUCCCCUCCGCGAAAAGUCCCCCAAACCGUCUCCUCUUCCCCAUCCCCUGCCCCGCGCCAACAGAAGGCUCGCAUAUCUCGCCGGAUCAGCUAAUUAACCCAUCGGUCUUCGCCCCUUGUCCCUAGACCCGUUCCUCACUCUACCGCACUCGUCGACCUGGGGGGCCCAUCGCUUUCGACUUGUUCCGCCAGCCUUUUCCAGCUCUCUGGCAGUCCUUUCCACUCUCUGGCAGUCCUUUUCCAUUUCUCUGGCAGCUUCAUCCCACAGUGCAUAGCCUCGGACGGCGAUCUCUCAGAAUCGGCAAGAAAAUUGGCCAAGAGCCAAGAGAUCCAGGAUAUUGCUGCUGCUGUACCCGUACAAGUGAACAAACAUACAUAUCAUCAGUGUCAAAUAUCCCAUCUAGCUCCUCCGGAACUACUACUAGCGGACGCACAGCUCAAUAUGCCCCUAUUCUUCCAACGCUCUCGGCGGGCUUCCGAAGCCCCUCCUGCGCUCCAUCCUCCGGAUCCCCAGGUCCACAAGCGGCUCUCCAUAGAUGCGACGUCCAACACAGAUCACAACCCGCCAUUUUCAAGCAUGAACAGUACAAAACUCAAGACGCUGCUGGGAGCUGGUCCUGGGAGUGGUAGCCAGUCUGGGACGCCGAAAAAAGAAAGGAUGAAAAAGAAAUUGACUACCCCAUCAAUGUUUUUCCGCCGUAAUUCUAGCUCUUCUCCCGAGCCUCCCAGGCAAUCUUCGACGUCACUCGACCAGGGGAGCCAUGGGUUACCCGGAUCUGCGCCUGUUGCCACAAGACCUGGAAACGAACUUGCCAUGGCCGAUUAUCGGGAUUCUGCGCAAAAAUUGUCCACCAAGCCAGUCAACGCUGGGUAUUUCCCAUCAGCCACUGUCGUCCCUGAUAACUUUAUCCUUUCGCACACUGUUUCACCUGAAACAUCCUCUCCAUUGUCGCAAGAGUCAGUCAGUCCCAAUGCGCGAACUCGCCCUUUAUCGCGGACUUGGCAGCCGUCGUACCCUCUGGUGCUUCCGGAUGAAGGAUAUGCGGAAGUUCCCCCCAAUGAACUAGUACCAUUGACUACUGGCCCUGAUAUCGUUAGCGCGACGAAUGACGAAAAUGCAAAGCGUCGAUCAACAGAUGCGCAAAUGUUGGACAGUCGGCCAACUACAAAGCAGCAAGAAAUGGUGGUGGUCCCCCCCGAACCGCAGCUUCCCACGCCACCGUUGAGCGGUAGAGUAUCGCCCGAGACUGGAUCACAAAAUGAGGUGGACACAAGCCAGAGACGGCCGUCCUUGGCCCUCAAUAUCUCUGACGAAGUUUUGACGCCGAAGGCUCUGCAGCCUGUGUCCCGUGAGCAGGGGAAUAUCAAGACAUCUGUGGCUGGCGCCGACAGCCAGAUGCUCUCUGGAAACGUCCAUCCGCCAAAGACGCACAGCCAAGAUAUUCUCGCGAUCGCACCAUAUCCAAUCACCCAUCACACUGCCUCUUCGAUUCCCUCCAUAUCUGCCCCCCCCGCCACGCCUUCCUCAACCAUGUCAUCUUCAUCCUCGCCUGUCCGUAUGUCUCACCCAGGUCUAUCCGUUCGCAAAACUACUGUCAUUCACUCUCCCCCUAUGCCCCAGCCCAUCAGGAACCUGCCAACUCUAACCAAUCUUGCAAGCUUAGCGGGUGACACCUCCAGUCCGACUCCAACAGCAACACCAGGUUGGGGGGAGUUGGCAAAGGAAGGAGGACCUAAAACGCCAGGAGGUGGAAUCAUGAGAUCACCGAUAACAAUGAUGAACGGAGCAAGAACGCCAGCUUUAGGUUCAUUUACAUUGAAUUUACCCCCAGGAAAGGCGAAGAAGACACCAAUGACCGAGCAGGAAUUGAGAAAGGCCAGGAGGGCGAUGCCUGUGAUGCUUCGCCAACCGUCAACAGUACCCUCAAAUGAGGAUGACGAAGGUGGAGAUGCCGGAGACGAUGACGACGAGGAAGAAUCUGAGGAUGGCGUAGGCUCUGAUGGUGAUUCCGAUAAUGAUAGCGAGGCGGAAACCACAAGGAAUCCUUCGACAGUAGACUCAAGUCUCAUGGGUUUUGCUGGGAGAUUGGCCAGGAAAACUAGGACAGGUUCUUCAAGUCAAGUUGGAGAGAUGGCGAAGAGUGCAGUAACGGAAGAAGGUGAUGUAAGCGGAUCAAGGGUAUCAAAUGCGUCUACGGAUAUACGUCAUGAAUCGGAUUUUCCACGAUUUAGUAACAUGUCAAACGUACCCGGAUCGACCAUUAUUCCCAAAGCCAAUGGCAAAUCAGUGUGGUCACUGAGUACACCUUGCGAAAAAAGCGAAUCCACUUCUUGGGCACAGUUCAGUAAUGAAGGUACUCCUGUACAAGAUGUUGUGCCGACGGUUAUCGUUGAUACUGGCAAUGCGCAACCUACAGCUGGAGCCGCAGCUGCUAUUGCGAGAGCCACUCUGGAGAGAGGCCAACCAUCUAAUCCGAGCACGCUUACCACAACAUCGAGAUGCUCCUCUGGAUACUUUGAUAGCCAGCCGUCGUCUUCUGGUCCCAGUGCUAUGCCAUCGCCGCUACCUCGAUUGGAUAAAGGAAAGGGCAAGGAUGCGGCUGUGGACUCGGGCUUGGCAGCAUCAGUGACGGCGCCAAGAGUGGAGGACGAAGAGGAAAGGAGUGUUUUGGAGGAGGAAAGCGAGGUUGAGGAAGACGCGCGGAGAGAAGAGCUUGGAGCCAGCAGCGAGGAUACUAGUGAGGUUUCUACUGAAGGUGGAACGCCAUCAGUAGAAGCAAAUGACACUGUCGAAUCUACCGUUCAACCCCCGCCUUCUCAACAAGCCCCCCAACGUCCCUCUCUUUACACUCAGACUUCCAUCUCAAUGAUUAACCUUCCACCCAAACCUCAGGAUAGCGGAGACAGUACUGCAGGUCGAAUGCUCGUCAAACCAAAGUUGGAAACAGUCAAAUCCGGUGAACAAAUGCCCUUCCGUAUCUCUUUGCCACCUCAACAAGAGCCUACUGGGCCAGGUGGUAUUCUGAGCCCCCAAGAAUGGGCCAAACCGCCUCCCACUCCUGCGGCUGGAUUGAAUGGCUUCAAUCUCUCAGUUGCCGGAAAGGAUAAACAAAAAGAGUUGAAGAGAAGAAGGUCGGCAGAUGAUUUAGUGGCGCCACCACCAAAAUAUGAGCCACCAUUCCCCGGGACAUUUAUUCCAAAACCAAGGGACGAAGAGGGGAGGGAAAAGCUGCCAAAAUACUGGUGCUCGGUCCAUAUCGAAGGCAUGCUGCAACGGAAAAUGGAGUUCACCGGAGAGAAGGACCUGGGAACCGGACCUGACGGCAAGAAGAAAGUUGAGAAGAUCCAAGCUCGAGACCGAAGCUGGAAACGCUAUUAUUUCAUUCUGCACGGUACUGCGCUCUUGGUGUACAAAUUUGAUCCUCACAGAUUCCCAUUGAAGACCGAUGCGCCUGUCCCCACUAUUGACGAUGAAGAUGCGGACGAGUUUUUGCAUGUACAUCCAGCGCCUGAGAGAAGGAGAAGGGCAUCGUCGAGCAGUGCGAUCGGUCCUGGUAACAAGAGGAGCUCAAUCUCAGCCGAUCCGGGUCGAAGGGGUUCAGUGGAUACCACAAACUCUAUGACGUGGCGUGGAACUGGUGAUUCUACCUCCCCAAUCAGUAUUCCCAUACCGGGGCGCCGAACAUCCGAAUCUAACAACACUCUUGGUUCAGGCAGUUAUCGGCGAAGCUCUUUGUCGAUAGUGCAUAAUGCCGAAAAUGGGGAUGACGUCAAGGAUGCCGCCCUUUUCAACAGUCAGCGACGUGCUUCCACCUCUGGGACAAACGCCGCCUAUCCAUCGAGCAGCUACGGGUCGACCAAUACCCCCUUAUCUAGUCACUUUCAGCACAAUGCUUUGGUAAAACAGUAUUCGCUGAACAAGACGGAGAGCGGCUUGGCUGCCGACUAUCACAAGAGGAAGAACGUGGUUCGUGUCAGGGCAGAUGGCGAACAAUUCCUGCUGCAGACGGAGAGUGCAAGGGAUAUGGUCGACUGGGUCGAGGCGUUCCAAGCUGCUACAAACGUUGCCAAGGAUCUUGAUGAACGACCUAUGCCAAAGAUAAUAACCCUUCCUCGUCGACGACGAAGACGUAAUCCAGCUCAGCAGGCUGCCGCUGCCGCCGUUUCCAAUCCGGCCAAUGCCGCCGCGUCGGGUGCGAUCAAUCCUAGAGAGGCGACAAUGGUGCAGCAAGCGCUUGUCGCGGCGGAUGAAGCGGAGAGGGAGAGGGAAAGGAUGUUGAGGGAAGAUCAGGAAGCGGCCGCAACGUAAUGUAAUGAAGAUGAUGUCUUGGCGAGAUUUGGUUCAUAAUUAUGUAGCAUUAACGUAAGACAGUACGAGUUCUAUCAAACCGUCCUCCCAAUAGAGUGUCCUGGAUAAUAAUACAAA